AUGCCGGUGGAAAGUCCCGAGAGGGAUAGGCACAUGCAAGUGCCGGUCCCUGAGAAACUAAAUCUGUCGGUGGAAGGUCCUGAGAGGGACAGGCACAUGGAUAAGCAGAUGACAUCUGUCGGUCCUAGCCUUGUUAAAUUCUCUGUGUCACUUGGUUGCAUGGGAUAUGUGGCCUUCGGAAACAAUGCUCCUGGAAAUAUUCUCACCGAAUUCUAUGAACCCUUCUGGCUAGUCGACAUUGCCAACUUUGCUAUUCUUAUUCAUUUAAUUAGAGCUUUUCAAAAGGUGUAUGCACAACCAAUUUUUACAUCCUAUGAGAAUUGGCUAGCUUCAAAAUGGCCUUCAACAAUUUUCUUUAACAAGGUUUACACUAUACGAUUGCCCUUCACUGAAGCCUCCUUUCGAUUCACAAUCUGCAAGCUUGUCCUCAGAACUUUAUUCUACAUCAUUACAACUACAAUUGCUAUGGCAUUACCAUUCUUUAAUGCAAUUCUGGGUUUGUUAGGCUCAAUUGCCUUUUGGCCAUUAACAGUUUAUUUCCUUGUGAACAUGUACAUAUCACAAGCAAAGAGCAAGAAAGGAAGCAACAAAUGGCUCACUUUGCAAAGCUUGAGCUUGAUUGCUUUAAUUGUUUCACUUGUAUCUGCAGUAGGUUUUGUUGCUGAUAUAGUUGAACGACUCGAGCAUGCUAAGUUCUUUAGUGUCACAUUCUAG
Messenger RNA from Telopea speciosissima, 714 nucleotides. Its product is annotated as amino acid permease 8-like. The record is from RefSeq and is a predicted model, not a curated record. Gene Ontology annotation, cellular component: plasma membrane. NCBI's taxonomy places the organism in Eukaryota, Viridiplantae, Streptophyta, Magnoliopsida, Proteales, Proteaceae. The transcript is spliced from 4 exons. Bases 1 to 714 code for a protein of 237 amino acids.